AUGAAAGCCUUCAGUCCGGUGAGGUCCGUUAGGAAAAACAGCCUUUCGGACCACAGCUUGGGCAUCUCCCGGAGCAAAACCCCGGUGGACGACCCGAUGAGCCUGCUGUACAACAUGAACGACUGCUACUCCAAGCUCAAGGAGCUGGUGCCCAGCAUCCCCCAGAACAAGAAGGUGAGCAAGAUGGAAAUCCUGCAGCACGUCAUCGACUACAUCUUGGACCUGCAGAUCGCCCUGGACUCGCACCCCACUAUUGUCAGCCUGCACCACCAGCGACCUGGACAGAGCCAGGCGUCCAGGACGCCGCUGACCACCCUCAACACGGACAUCAGCAUCCUGUCCUUGCAGGCGUCUGAAUUCCCGUCUGAGUUAAUGUCAAAUGACAGCAAAGCGCUCUGUGGCUGA
Molecule: messenger RNA, 405 nt
Organism: Puma concolor (puma)
Lineage: Eukaryota; Metazoa; Chordata; Mammalia; Carnivora; Felidae
Gene: ID2
Product: inhibitor of DNA binding 2
Biological process (GO): cell differentiation; negative regulation of transcription by RNA polymerase II; circadian regulation of gene expression
Cellular component (GO): cytoplasm; nucleus
Molecular function (GO): protein dimerization activity; transcription regulator activity
Source: RefSeq, a predicted model, not a curated record